This is a messenger RNA of Rhizophagus irregularis DAOM 181602=DAOM 197198, 884 nucleotides long. NCBI's taxonomy places the organism in Eukaryota, Fungi, Glomeromycota, Glomeromycetes, Glomerales, Glomeraceae. The record is from RefSeq and is a predicted model, not a curated record.
ACCUUUUCUGUUUUCUCUUCAUACUAAUUAGACGAAAGUUUUGUUCGAUACUAUUUUUUUUUUUCAUUGAUAAAUUCCCCAUUUAAUAAUAAAAUUUCAGAAAAUGACGAAGCAUAUUGUCAGAGAGUGGGUUGAACUUAUUUCAGACCCCAUUUCCAUGGGAAAGCAGGAUCAACGAGUCUUUGAGCACGCUGACUUGCCUACAGUGAUUGAUAAGCUUUCAGUAACAAUACGACUGAAAAUUCAUAAUCAUGAGCCCAAUUAUGCCACAAUUUUUCACAAAGGUACCAAUACUGAUAUCCGUACUCCUAUUCUACAGUUGACGCCAAAUAAAUCCAAAUUUCAUGUUCGAUUCACAGGAAACUGGGGUUCUAAUGUUGGAAUUGAAGAGCUUGAUGAUGGACUUGUAGUUAACAAAUGGUAUCAUAUAGCUUAUACACUUUCUGAUCCUGAAAAAAGAUUAGAUAUCUAUGUAGAUGGUGAAUGGGUUGGAUUCUAUUGCAUUCAAAAUGUUAAAACACAAAAAGUCAUCUUUAAUAAUGGACCAUUUUAUGUUGGAAGAAGUACUACCCAUCAUAUUGGGUUUAGUGGUGAAAUCUGGUAUGAUUUGAAUUUGCAAUAAUUUAUUUAAUAAACUUAAUUCAUAUUAUUAAAUGAACCUUUUAUAUGAAUAGCAAUGUACGUUACUUCAAUUGGCGUUUAUCUGCUGAGGAAGUAAAGGAAGAUUUUUUUGAUGAAUUUCAAAAAAAACCAAUUGUAUACGGAUCGAGAAUUGCUCUUGUACAUGUAUCUACUAGAAAAUAUUUAUCUACUAAAAAAAUCCAAUAUGACUUGGGCCCAGAUAAUCAACAAUAUAUGGUAUUUACCAACGUUUUUUGUUAUUA